Molecule: messenger RNA, 1664 nt
Organism: Cotesia congregata
Lineage: Eukaryota; Metazoa; Arthropoda; Insecta; Hymenoptera; Braconidae
Source: the annotation of a GenBank genome assembly
UGAAUGACAAUUAAGAUCCUGGAUGAAUGCUGAUGAACUGUUGGAGGUUUAUUUGUUCCAUUGACUUGUAUUUUAACACUUAACUACGCUGUGAUACCGUACCUGUCGGGAUCACGUGGAAUAAAUGCAACAGUCAAAACAUGGCUUUGACUGAGUUGAAUGCCGUAGCCACCAGAGGCGCCUCGGAGGCUGCCUCCUCUGGUAGUUAAAUAAUUGCUGGAGUUAUCGAUCACGAGUUGGUGGUCGGUAAUUCCGCAACAGUAUGCAAGACUUUUUUUGAUUAAUCCAAAAGAGAGAAGAAACUCGUUGUCCUAUUGAUAGUCAACAUUUAGAGGAGGGAAAAGAUAUUUUUAGAGAUCGUUAUACAAGCAGAGAAAUAUCUCAAGAACGAAUACAUUGCCCUCACAAAAAUCGGGGUUGCUCUGUGCUCUUAUCUCCAUUAAAAUUACAAUCACAUACAAUGGAAUGUGUUUUCAAAGAUGGUGUGCAAGAAAAUCAUGCUUAUCAUUAUAAUAUUGAUGGUCAUGUAGAUAAUACCGUUGAUGGGAAAUAUAAUUGUAGUACAUUUACUGAUGGUGAUAUCAAUAAUUGCUCAUUAGAGAAUGCUAGAUCUUCAUUACUUCAAGUUAACGCAAAUGAAAAAUAUGAAGCUUUCACAAAAUCAGCUUUAUCAGACAGUUCUCAGAGCCUUGAGGUUGACUUCGAAAAAAUUACAGAUUGGAAAAAAUUAAUUAAAAAUCUUUAUGAGAGAAUCGUCACAUUGGAACAAUUGAAUCAAGAAUUGCACAUUACUAUCACAAAUCAGUGUGCUGACAUAGAAUCUCUUCAAAAAAAUAUAAAUUUAAAAGAAUUUUACUCGAGGAAUUGUAGUGGAAUGUAUAUUUGGAAAAUCAUUUCAUUUGAAAAAAAAUUGAACGAGAUGAAAUUAAAUUCAUCCACGAUGUUUUACAGUCCAGAAUUUUUUACUCAUCCUAAUGGAUAUAAAAUGUGUGCUCGAAUUAAUAUUUCAUCAAAAAAUUCUCAAUUUUUAUCAAUUGUUAUACACAUGAUGCAAUCUGAAAACGAUAAUUACCUAGAUUGGCCAUUUAAUGGGACAAUAUCAUUUAUUCUAAUUCAUCAGAAGGAUUCCAAAAAAUCAAUCCGUGAAGAAACUCAUACAAAACCUAAUGUAGAAGCAUUCAAAAAGCCGGUUGGAGAAAUAAACAGAAGGAGCUUUGGCUAUACCGAAUUUGUUUCUCUCGACGACUUAUCAAAUUAUUUGUUUGAUAAUUCGUUAGUGUUCAGAAUAGAAGUGACAAAAACUAAGAUUCCAAUGACAUAAUAAUUUCAAAAUUUGUUUGUUUUUAGAUUAUCUAAGAUCUUUACUGAAAGCUUUUCUAUAAAAUAUUUUAAAUAAUCACAAUCAAAAAUGGUGUUCCACACAUAUAAUUGUAAAUUGUAAAUUAUUAUUCGUACAUUAAUAAGUAAAUUUCGGGUAUUUCUUAUCCGAUGGGGAAGUCACGAAUGUUUGAUAUGUUCCAACACCUUGAGUAAAAUAAAAUUAUACCUGUAAUAGUAUAGUUGUAACUUAUAUUUUAAGCUAUAGCAUUUACUACAUGAAAUAAAUAUAUAUAUGUUAUUCGGACGUUACCCUGAUUAAGAAAUCUUAUUUGAAAUGAUUUAAA